Copidosoma floridanum is the source of this 1257-nucleotide messenger RNA. RefSeq names its product cuticular protein 28 (gene CPR28). The record is from RefSeq and is a predicted model, not a curated record. Gene Ontology annotation, molecular function: structural constituent of chitin-based larval cuticle. Lineage: Eukaryota; Metazoa; Arthropoda; Insecta; Hymenoptera; Encyrtidae. Gene Ontology annotation, cellular component: chitin-based extracellular matrix.
CCCGGCGCAUCCUCGGUGUGGGUACUGUACACGUAGCACAUAUCACACGUGUGUCUCGAAGCUGCUCCUUCUGACAUCGACGUCCGUAUAUAUAUAGUGCUGUUCUUCGUUGUUCAUAUUGUUACGUACAUUUCGUUGUUCGCAAAAUAACAUGAAGACGGUUUUCGUGCUAUCGUUGCUCGUGGUGGGCUGCUUGUGCGCGCCUCAGCAAAACCCGAAUCCUUACGCGGGCAUCACCAUCACCAAGCAAGAGGAGAACAACAACAUCGGAGUGGAAGGCUAUCACUACAGUUACGAGCAAAGCGAUGGGCACAAAAAGGAGGAAACCGCGGUGAUCGUCAAUCAGGGCACCGAGGACGAGGCUCUCGAGGUCACAGGCAGUUUUCAGUACCAAACGCCCGACGGCAAGACUUACAGGGUUGACUACAAGGCCGACAAGGACGGCUUCCAUCCCACGAUCACGCUCCUCUAAAUUUCAUCUUCUUACCGCUCGACCCUCCUCUUUUUCACUCGCUCAAUAUUAAUUAUACUCACCAUCACGUCGUGCUCGCUUAUUGUUUUUUUUUUUCCCCUCUGUCGCUAUAAUUUUUCCGGCUCUCCAGUGUUUUUCAGCCUUUUUUUCUCGUAUUGGAUACGCGUUACAAUAUGUUUUUCUUUUUUUUACAUCGUAAAUUUUACCAGAUCGUCAUUCAUCUCGAAAUCGAUCUUGAGAAUAAUUCAUUGCACGAAAAUCAUUCUUGUCUUAUUAAUUUUUUUGAUAAUUGAAAAAUUUAUCGAAAUGGGCCAGCUAAAGUAGAGUGACUUGACGGAUGAUUUUCUUCUUUCCUGUAUAGUACAAAAAUUAAUAACUCUAUAUCACAUUAUUGUCAAUGAGAACUUGCAAUGUUUGUCGCGAGAAAAUUAGCCCCAUAAAAUUUAAUUGUUGAUUUCGAAAAAUUAUUCGUGUUUACUUGAAAACUCAGAGAAAUCGUUGUCAUUGAGCGGAUAUCAAUGCUAUUUUUGUACGAAAAAAAAAAAUGUAAAUAGAUUUAAAAAAAAAAAUUAGCUGUCGUUUUCUAACGAUACACUAUACACUGAUAUACAUAUGAACAAACAUAUUUUAAUCAUUUAUGUAUUGAUUGUUGGAUAUAUACCUACGUAAUUUUGAGUUACUUUUACGGUAGCAAGAAAUAAACAUGUGUUUAUAUUUUUAAUUGCAACUCAAAAUGACGUCAAAAUAAACGUAUUGUAUUGAGUAAAUAAAAGCUUUAUGAUUUA